This is a messenger RNA of Pseudomyrmex gracilis, 611 nucleotides long. RefSeq lists its product as uncharacterized. The transcript is spliced from 4 exons. The record is from RefSeq and is a predicted model, not a curated record. NCBI's taxonomy places the organism in Eukaryota, Metazoa, Arthropoda, Insecta, Hymenoptera, Formicidae. The coding region runs from base 1 to 588 and encodes 195 amino acids.
AUGACGAUUAAUUACGUGCGAGUGCUUCUGCUCGUCUCAUUGGUGAGCUGCGGCGCGCACGCUCGCAUCUCCGAAAAGCGAGGUCCUCACGAAAGAGCCGGCGAUAACAAGUACGCCGGUUCGAUGUUGGCCGAGAUCGCGAAGGAACUCGUGCAAAGAUCGGCGACCAGCAGCCAGGUGCUCAAUUUAAAUCUCUCAAAUCUGUUGCUGCUUUUGGUGCUCAAAGCGGUGGUAUUUGGCGCCGGCUACAUAGGAAAUCACGGUUACAAAGGACGCGAUUUAGAAGACGAAAAUAUCGUAUCGGAGGGCGAGCUUACGUUAGCUCUUGGAUAUCUGAUCGGCGACACCUGUUUGUACAGAGCCGCUUGCGAGGAGCCGCACAUAGCGAAGGAAUAUCUCGGCGCGGCGGAAAUGUUAUUGCAAACAAUGAAACUAAUGCCGCAAAGCUUGCCCGUAAAAUACAAUUACGACAAGACGAUCGCUGAAUUUCGAAAGGCGAUUGAGUACGGCAGCACCGAGCAAUGUCCACCGGAGUACAGCUGCAAAAAGGAGAAUAUAAAUAAUUUCUUGCGAAGCGAAACAAGAUAAGUAGACGAUUUUCCACGACGACG